Molecule: messenger RNA, 6234 nt
Organism: Hylaeus anthracinus
Lineage: Eukaryota; Metazoa; Arthropoda; Insecta; Hymenoptera; Colletidae
Exons: 4
Coding region: 1267-2289 (340 amino acids)
Source: RefSeq, a predicted model, not a curated record
CAAUACGUGACAAAGAAACGUGAUAUGAUCAAGGAAAAUGUACUAGACUCUUAGUAUUUUAUUUAUAUAAGAAUAAUACAAUAAAAUAAAAUAGAUUGUAAAGUUCUGAAAAGGUUAAAUUCCAGCACAUCGAGCAGCGUUAUUUUCCAGAAAGAGGCAAAGACGCCUGUUCUCGGAUCGGAAGCUUUACGAUCCUAGGAGCAUCUGUCCGUUGGCCACCUGUCGGCAGGUGCGAAACGUACGAGCGGAGCCCGUUACCUUCGAAGUCGGUAUCAAUUGGCCCUUUUGUUUUCACUGGUUCUUUCCACGGGACCCCGGUUCCCGUUUUACUACGGCGUAGUACGUACGCGCGACACGCGAUAGUCGGCUCUCCGGAUGUUAUCGACUCGAGCCAGACCAUGGUGGUCCCCUCCACCCUUUCGAGUAAAACCCUUUAAGCCCGCGCCACGUAAACAGGAAGUGCCGUCCCCGCCAUCUUUGCAUCCUCCGACGCAGGUUACAAAUAAUGCUUAGAAAACACCUGCGUCUGGCACGUAUCAUUAUCCUCGAUUCUUUUUAAACGUGUAGUCUGCUUUCACUUCGUCUCCCGUUUCUUGGAUUUUAAAGGAGCUCUUUUUCUAUAUUUUUUUUUCUUUUUUGUCAUCCUGCUCGAUCGAAACGCUUCCAUCUUAGUCACGAGCCCUUUUACGCCCAGGAUCGCUUGACCGAUGGGGAUGUUUGAGAAUUUUGCUUAUCAUUCCUUACUUAGUACACUCAUAUUUUUGAAAUAUUACAACUUCGAUAGAAAGGUACAAUUUAUUUUUCUCCUAUAUAAAUUACUUUAAAUGGCGAGAUUAAUGUUACGGCGUCCAGAUGGGAUAACAUUUUUCUCUCCUGCGUUUUCCAGUUACCAAUUCGCAGUCGCUCGUAAACCGCUCUCCCACCGUUGAUCAUUUCUUCCGCGAUAAUUAGAUGUCAGGGGGAGACUAAACAGCGUGCGAAACGAGACGAGGAGCGUGGAUCGAGAACAAUGCGAAAUUAUUAAUAACCUACGGCAGAAAAAGAGCGUCGUGAUGGAUCGUUUACUAAGACAAUAUUUUGUUCUUCUUGCAGGCCGCGAUACUUCAGCAGACGGCGGAGUACAUAUACCAGCUGGAGCAGGAGAAGACCCAGCUGUUGUCACAGAACUGUCAGUUGAAGAGAUUGGUGAACCAGCACGAGGGUGGCGAUGUUCCCAUCAAGAAACGCAAGCCAGACAACCAAGCAGGUGUUGUCGUUAGUCUACCAAUGCACGUCAGCGAGAGCGGUGACGAGGGAUUGGGGAGCAUGUCCCCGGAACCCUUGUCGGUGAUAACAGUGACCACAGAGGGACACUCCGUGGUCAACAGCGAGGUGGUGGAGCUCAGACGGCAGUUGGAAAGGGAGCGUCACACGAGGCUACAUCUGGAAAAGCAGAUGAGAGCUAUACAAAGUCAACUGUACCCGGAAAGAUUCAGGGACAAUCAGCUGAUCACUUAUCAGCCGCACGAGGUGAUCGAGCACACGGACAACGUGAUCGCUCAGGAGACGGAGGAAGCGGUCGCAGCGCUUCAGGUAGUGUCUGUGGUGUCCCUGCCACCGGUGGGUUCGACGCAAACAGUGGAAACGUCUAGUCCUGAACCAAGUUCGCCGCCCCUGUCGCCGCAGCCCACCGACAUGGUGGCAGUGGACAUCAAGGAGGAAGAAAUGUGCCCAGGAAGCCCGAAGAUCGUCGCGUUCAGCCAGAAUCCAACGUUUGCCACCAUCGAAGAGCCCACCACUGCUGACUCUUUCUCCUCCUCGAGUCGCGUCACGUACGCCUCGAGUACAGGAGACUUCAAGAACUCGUCGCCACAGUACAUCACAGCCAGCCCUAGCAGGCCGUUCUCGCCUGUAGCAGAGCCCCAGCGGUUGCCCAGUGUUCUGGAGGCGGCGAUAAAGGCGGAACCUAAGGUCGAAGUCGAGAGGUUGCCAUCUCCAUCGAACACUCUAGACGACGGUACGCCUCAGGGUAGGUUGUACCUGGCGAAUACCUCGCGGCAGAACUUGGAGACCAUCGUCGAGGCGAUACGUCACCUCGAAGGGGACCAUCUGUUCAGCGACGAGCCAGCGCAGGACGUGCCCUUGGCGUUGACUAACAAACAAACGGGGAACCCAGCGGUGAAGUCCUCGACGUCGACGACCAGCCCUACAACGGCGAAGCAGCGGUUACUGCAGGCCGAGUUGUUCCAGUUCCACAGACAACAGCAGACCCAGCAGCGACCAGGCGUGAUCGUGGUGAAGCACUCGUGAUCGAAAGGCGCGCCGCGAUCAAUAAACUGAACGCGCUAAACUGCUGGCCUCUUGGGAACGAACUGGCGUCCGAGCCGCGAUCGUCUCGGAACACGACGUAUCAUCUGAGUGUUCGUUGUUUUAAAGAGUUGAGACGAUCCUUGGACAGUUCGACCCUUGGACGCUCGAGCCGCGGAAGCUCCGUUCCCCUCGAUAAUCGACGCUCGAGAAGGCCUCCUUGAGUUUGCCGUUGAUCACCGACCUAACGGACGUCCGACGAGUCUGGGUCCGGUGUUUUCGUAUGUUCCUACUGCCCGUCGUCUGCCUUCGUUUCGACCAUCAUCGAUCCCCACUAGCGUUGGGCAGCCAUCGCGAUUCAUUCGCGACUCCUUUUGUAAUUAGCCAGGUUGACGGGUCGAUCGGUAAUCGUGGGCCACGGUGAUUCGUUUUCGUAAUGUAGGUCUUCGUUGAUCGUUGAUUGAUAUUCGAUUCGAAGACGAAGAACGUGGUCCUAAGUUGGUUAAGUAUGUCUUGGAUUUCUCUUGUAAUUAUUGUUCACGAUUGGUAAGCUGUGGGAGACUCUUUACAGAAGAUAUAUGCACUGUGAAUCCUUCUAGCAUCGAUUAGAAAUCAAAGAAAUAAUUGUUUUUAUUAAACGUCUUGCUUCGAAACAUCAGAGUUAACCAGGAUUACCGAUCACUCGGUGGAUCGCCACGUUUUGCCCAGCCCUGGUACCCAAGAGCCGCGCGAGGAAACCCGUCAUUGUUUGCGUUCGAUGGACGGUAGAUGCGGUCGGGUGGAUCUUGAUCCAGCUACGAUUGGAUCACGACUGUGGAUCGAGCGAGAUCUCGAAACGAAGGUGGAGCCAUGUCGAAGCUCGACGAAAGGAUCCUCGCCCCACCGAGUCGUCGAAACGUCUCCCAGCACCCUCCCCCUUUUACUUCUUCUUGUAAAUACCACCGAUAUACAUAUUAUCCCUUCGAGGUGUCGACGAAUUCUCUGAAUCUCGAACGAUUCUCCAAUCCUGCUGCGCAUCCCGGUUCGAAUCAUCUCGGUCUCCCUCUUGUUCACCCAUCCCCCGUUUCAUAUAUAUCCCCCCUUUCUCACCCUUCCUCCAUUACUCCUCUUCGCGAAUCGAGACAGCGAAGCGGGCGUUUUUCCCCUCGUCGCGUACACGAGGCAGGAUUUUCAUUUUUCUAGACUUAAGCGACUUGCUACCACAAUAAUAAUAUUAAUAUUAAAUAAUAAUAAUAUUCCUAGAUGAUUAAGGCUGCGUACGAUGUAUUGUACCGAUGUAUACAUGCAUACACACGGUAUAUACGUAUAUACACGCAUAUCGAUCCUCCAGUGUAUAUACAUGUAUGUGUAUAUAUAUGUGUAUUCGUGUAUAUGUAGAUAUAUAUAAUGGACAUAUUAUAUAUAUAUAUAUAUUAUAUAUAUAUUAUACAUAAAAUCUUAUUUACGUUCUUUUUUUACAUUGUUACGAGAAUUAAAUGAAAAAACAAAAAGAUUGAAAAGUAUACACUUGACGACGCUAGGCGAUGAUUCACUAUUCACGCGACGCGCAUGACUUUUUUUUCUCGACAUUCAACACACCGGGGGUUACCAUUUCGAACGUUGCUACAAUGAGAGAAUGGAACGAUUCAAACGAACAAGAAUACAGUUAAUGAUACAUACAUACAUAAUUACAUACACAACGCGACUAAAACCGAGACACACAUGUGUUAUACAUUGCUUAAUAUUUGACACACAUUAAUAUGCACCGAUGGCCGAUGGACGUCUGAUCGGAGUUUCGCAUAACGGAGUGACCUUUUCGAGGACGAAUUUUAUUUCUCGUAUCGCUCGAGAGACCACGGACUGAAAUUCCGUUUAAUCUGUGCCAAAUAUCGAGUAUCCAGACUUUUGUUCCUUCGUAGACGCCUAAUACCAGCUACAAUGGCGGAUCGAAGCUGAGGGUCGUUCCCUCCCCUGUAGGAUAUAACCUCAAAGAUGGGUAAACUAGAUGAAAAUUAGAACGAGUGGAAAACGAACCACCUUUUGAUCGGUAAUCGAUGAACCAUGACACAGUCAUUUAUUUAAAACGUACACUCCAUACAUUUUCUGAGAAACCUUUUCCAGCAAGACUUUUCUAGUCUUUUCCAGCCCAGAAUUCCCUACUCGCGUGCAGCUACGGAUGUUUCAGAAUUUUUUCGUGUUCUUCGAGGGAAGGAACGAUCGAUCCUCGGAUCGACCCAUGUCGCGGGUGGGACAGAACACGUUUCCGAUUCCGUUUCCACGCAUACGCGCGAUGGAUAUACAACUCUGUUUUAUGUUAACACGAGCUCGCAUUCACCACCACCACCACCACCAUCAUUAUCAUCAUAUUUUUCAAUUUAUCCUUUUCGUCCGAUUCGAAUUCCGACGAUGUCGAUUUUUAAAGGACUGAUAAUCACCGAUAAUCCGAUAGACCAAUUCUUACAAGCGUUAUAAUAUCGCACGCGACAGAAUUCUUUCCAAGGAGAACUGACGUCGAACGAAAGCGCGACAACCGACGUCGUGCUUUUGGAAACGACCCACUAGCAUAUGCCUACGCGAUGGAUUUAUCUUUAGGUACUCGUUUUUAAGUAUGUACGUAAGAGAGUUGAGCGAGACGCCAGGCAUAAACGACCGAUAAAACAAGGUGUAUGGUUAAGCAAAAAAAAAAAAAAGCAACCUUUAGUUAACGUUUAGCGGUUAGAUUACGUAGGAAUUGUUAGCCGAGAUACACGAUGAAAUACAACAAAACCAAGUUAUUAAUAUUGUCUAUCGGUAUGAUAAAUGUGAACGCUAAUCCGUAACUUGUACUGUGUGUAUAUACUAUUUAGCGAUGUUGCAUACGUUAUACACGUGAUUACCUAAACAGAGCGUACGACGUUGAAGGGAUUAUGCUUGCGAAUGUUUAAACAAAGCAAACAAAAGAAAAAAAAAAAAGUAAUGAGAAACGAGAAACCGAUCGCUUUCUCGCGCCUGGCUCGAACCCUUUUCUAUCGCGCGUUCAUCGUUUUUCUACGACUUUCGACUAUUUCGACCCGUUUUUUCAACCCCCUAGCAACGUUUCGCGACGCUGACGAAUCCUUGGGGGCGAUCAUUUGUAUUCUGUGUCGCGAUAGGCGCGAGAAGGCGAACGCUACGAACCUAAGAUCCGCGAUGAAAGUGUAAUUAACGUCUUAGAUGUUUUUGGAGGAAUCCCUCGCUGGUGCAGAGACGGGCUAAACUCUCAUUCGAAGGAACCGUUUCUAAUAACGUAGCUGGAAUUGUGUAAAAAUCGAGUAAAACUUAGAGUUUGUAUCAUAGGACGAAAUUAUAUUUCACGUUGAACGAAUAAAAGCUUGUGUCUUCAUGACUCGUUCGAUGGAAUAAUUAUUUGGUGGAUUAAAAUUACAAUCUGGACUGUAUAAUGAAAUUAUAGCUCAACGUUGAUCCAUAUUCAAUUCAAAAAUAUUCAUAUUGUUCGAAUAAUGCUGUUCGAUUGAACGAAAUUUGCGAAUGAAUCACAGAGGCUUUUAUUCGUCAUUAAUUAUUCGAAUCUUUCGCCCAUCUCUGCCCGAGGGUGGCACGUACAACGGCAUCUCGACGUGGAUGUUAGCGCGAGGACGCACGAGGGCCUAAGAAGUCAAAACACGAGUUUCUUCGGGCGUUCCCGUCUUCUUUUACGUUUUCCCCUUUUUCUUACUUUUCCAAACGAAUCUCGCUGCCUUUCUUUCGCGAACGAUCAACAUCCCCUUCUAGGGUUGCCAACUGGAUCGCGUAUAAAACAAGCUCGUAAUAAAUUUCCAAUUUUACUAGGUAAGCAUAAUCUUUAGCGAAUAAAUGAAUAACGGAUAAAUGAUUUACCUUGGACUAGCUACCAAUAUUAUUUAUUUAUUCGUUAGAAAUUAGCCUUGCCUUUUAUUUUCCGCUUCGAUUAUUCCUAAAAAAAUAAAACACCCCAAAUUUUUGCUAUAAUGA